UUUCUCUCCUGUGAGCUGCGCAGUCUGCGGUCAGAGCUCCUCAGCGCAGAUCUUGUUUGUUUCCGGAGUUGUUUCUGCUGCUUCCUGGGACUCGGCUCUGGCCACAGGGACCCACCGAGGCUGCAUGGAUUCCUGCUCGUCCAGAAAAACUACCAAAGAAGGUGGAGGCAGAGCUGAGAAUCUGCUGCUGUUCGGAACUGACUUUGCUUUUGCCACGUGUACCCACACUUGAACCGUUUCAGUUGAACUAGUGCAAGAAUGUGUGUGGACACUCUUGUUUCAGUUUAGCUUAAACCUCUUCCUAGAGGACUUGGAGCUAAAUAGUAAUCAGUCUGGUUAAAAUGGGAACACACACAUGCUUUCACUGGCUGAGCAUCGUGCCUUUAAACUAAACUGGUGCGUGACUGAAUGUAUAUGGAUCCUGAAUCGCAGAGAGCUGCAGCCAGUGAGAAUGAGCUGCUCGGAGCCCAGCAUGCACCAGAGGGACUCCAAGAGAGAGGAGAGACCGAGGAGUGCGUUAACUGCAGUGGAGGUGUGGAGAGAGGCCCUGGCUCUAACCACACACUCAGGAAAUGUGCUUCCCAUCAAGGCCCAGUCCCAGCUGUCACCCUAGCUGCAGUUAUAGUGUUUUUGUUGAUCACCAUCAUCGCUAUCGCUACUCUAGCAGAACUUUUAAGAGUGGAAAAAUCCAAACCACCUCUGGCUGCUCCAGGCCCCCCUGCGGUGCCCUGCUGCCCGGACGGCUGGAUCGGGUACCGAGGGAAAUGCUAUUAUUUCUCCGAGACUGAAGGGAACUGGACCUACAGCCAGAGCCAGUGCUCUGCACUCAACGCCUCCCUGGCUGGGAUCGACAGUGAGCAGGAAAAGGAUUUCCUGCUACGCUAUAAGGGUUUCCUCGACCGUUGGAUUGGCCUCCAGAGGGAGCCAGGCCAGCCCUGGAGAUGGCCCAACGGCACCGAAUUCGACCAGCGGUUUCCGAUAAGAGGAGGGGGCGACUGUGCUUUUCUGAUGGAUGAGGACUGGUUCGGCAGCUCGCGGUGCAGCACAUGGAGACGCUGGAUCUGCAGCAAACCCGAUUCCUAUACGAUGUGGAAGAAAUAUGCUGUGGAGUUAAAACUUUCAGACUCUUAGGAACUAGGCUUGGAAAAGCUCUGUUGGGGAGACACCUUCUACUACCUGAAGAUGAAGGAGGCUGGGUCUUUAUUCCUUACAGACUCUCCCCAGGGCUUCCCUAGUUGUAAUUCACUCAUUGGAAGAGGGGGGAAAAAAAGCAGAAAAGCUAGUUUUCCAACUCCCCAGUAGGUUUCUUAACUUUGAAUGAACCAUUCACUGAACUGAACUUGUUGAAUAAACUGAAAAGAAGAAAAUAUUCUCUCUACACCCGCAGAAGAGGCGACUGUCCUUCAAAAGCUGGUUUAGCACUUCAGCAAACUUGCAGGUGCUUAGCUCAUGAUUUCCAGCAGUUCAGUGGUUUGACCUUCAUUAAAACUUGGCAGCAAAUGUGUCCUGUUUAGGAUUAAGUUUAUAAGUAACUUAAAUUAUUGUAAGAGACAUGUUUAGGCUUCAACACAGGUUUAUGUGUAAAAAAAUAUGCUUGUUCUAAUUUAAAUAAAAAAAAUCUGAAAAAAAAAUCCAAUUUUGAUUUUUAAAGUCAUAGCAUAUCCACCCUGAUCAGACCCAUCCCAUCCCUGGGAUCAGUCUAUUAUGAAAACCUUGUGCAAAUACUCCACAACAACAAGGUUCCAAAACAUAAUCCAUUUAUCACCCCUGGUUCAUAUAGUCCUUAAAAUCCCAUGACAUCUGGGCCAUCAGUGUCUUUCACCACACCAAGGCUCUUCUUUGGUCCUCUCCUGGCCUUCUGCCAUGUCAGCCGCCCCAGCUGAAGUGCAAACCCACUCUUCCCAGCAGCCUCUCCCCCAGGAGUUCAUCCUCACCUGAGAUAUAUCCAGCGCUUCUCCUGUUCUGUUACCUUUCAUCUCUAGCAGGCCAGCAGGUAGGCCCUACCACUGUUCCCCUGACCCUCAGCUCUCUCUGGCUCCAGCAUGGAGACAUCAGCGGGUAAACCUUGCUGCCACUCCCCUGUCUUCAGCCUUUCCUGAAUCAACAUCCUACAGAAGUGUUGCUCUUUAAUGUGUCUCCUGAAGCUCUUGAUAUUAAAACACUGUGAUUUAAAUAUUAACUAAGCUAAGUUAUUAACCAAUCCAGAUGAUUUUACUAUGUUAUUAUCCAAUUGUAGUUGAUAAAAUAAUACUUGGUCAGUCAUUUUGCUGUGAGAAUUGUGUGUGUAUAUAUAUAAAUAAAAUAGUAAAUGAAAAUGAA
Messenger RNA from Chelonia mydas (Green sea turtle), 2319 nucleotides. RefSeq names its product C-type lectin domain family 2 member D. The coding region runs from base 409 to 1131 and encodes 240 amino acids. The transcript is spliced from 7 exons. NCBI's taxonomy places the organism in Eukaryota, Metazoa, Chordata, Testudines, Cheloniidae. The record is from RefSeq and is a predicted model, not a curated record.